Verticillium dahliae VdLs.17 is the source of this 1121-nucleotide messenger RNA. RefSeq lists its product as uncharacterized. Lineage: Eukaryota; Fungi; Ascomycota; Sordariomycetes; Glomerellales; Plectosphaerellaceae. Bases 27 to 908 code for a protein of 293 amino acids. The record is from RefSeq and is a predicted model, not a curated record. The transcript has 2 exons.
GACUCACAACACCAACACAGAAGCACAUGUCUACUGGAGCAGGACCAGCAAGCCGCCGGUGUUGGCGCCCUCCACGUCCUACGGAUGUUUCGAGUUCAUUCAUCAAACGCUGCGAGGCUGAAAAGCAGCAGACUUUCCUCGACCCUCGACCGCUAGCCGGACACCCCGAUCGCGCUUGGGCUAGCUUCUGCCAGCCACUCUUGAGGUCAUACCCGCGUCUCCCGAACAUCCUUUGGAGAGACCAGCUCGGCCAUGGUGUAGAUGGAAUAGCAUGGAAUGUCACAAUAUGCGGAGAUAUACCCCCCCCUGGGAGACGUUACUGGGCCUUUCAAAGGGAAUGCCAAAACGUCGCGCUACUUCAAAUGGUACAAUCCGCUAUUGAGUCCUCAACUGAGCCGAUCUAUCUUCACCCUCAACCAAACACCCGAAUGGACGCUGUUCGCAACCUGCAUGCGUUCUCGCACGAGGGCUUUCGUGAGCAAAGAUUCAAAAACUUGCCUAAUGCCAUUCCACAUACCUCUGUGCCGCGCCUUCGGAAAUGUUUAGGAUGGAUGAAGGUUCCUGGCGCAGAGUUGUGCGCCCUCCAACACAGGCUUCGGCCUCGUCGCGUUAGGCUGGAUCGGACAAUGCGCGAGAUUCUACCAACGGAAGAUUAUUACGCUCUCGUUUACGAAUUUAUUCCCAAAAAUCCAAUCGUGGAUAUCAACGCCAUGCAAUCUCAAGCGGACUUUCUCUGGCGACUUGGUUUCUGCUUCACGCCGAUACGGCUGGACAAUUGGGAGGAUGGACUGCUCCUGGAUAUGGCUGAUAUCGUGUGCCCCUGGGCUGUUGGCUGGUCUGAGACGCAGUAUACCCGUCCUCUCGUUAAGGACUGGGUCUGUACUGACAUUGGCGCUUCAAUUCCGUAAACCCCUAGCUCCUAGCUUGGUGGGUUGUCAUCACGAUAGGAUCGCCGGCAAUAUCUUUGCAACUCGCUCCAUCGAGAUGUGAUGCCAAGCCUACCUCAUGUGUGCAAUUUUCGUACAUCAACAAGUACCAUUCAUCCCAUCGAACACUCGGCAGGGUUAAACACCACAUGACAAAUAGGAUACUAGUAGUAACGUUGAGGGCUCUUCAUCUGC